Penicillium canariense is the source of this 1095-nucleotide messenger RNA. RefSeq names its product aspartate-semialdehyde dehydrogenase family protein. Gene Ontology annotation, molecular function: NADP binding; protein dimerization activity; aspartate-semialdehyde dehydrogenase (NADP+) activity. Gene Ontology annotation, biological process: L-threonine biosynthetic process. NCBI's taxonomy places the organism in Eukaryota, Fungi, Ascomycota, Eurotiomycetes, Eurotiales, Aspergillaceae. The coding region runs from base 1 to 1095 and encodes 364 amino acids. The record is from RefSeq and is a predicted model, not a curated record. The transcript is spliced from 3 exons.
AUGGCAGCCUCUUAUCCCAAGAAGAAGUGCGGUGUUCUGGGUGCCACCGGCUCCGUGGGCCAGCGCUUUAUCCUUCUGCUGGCUGAUCACCCCUUCCUGGAGCUCCAUGCCGUGGGUGCCUCUGAGCGCUCCGCGAACAAGAAGUACAAGGAUGCCGUCCGAUGGAAGCAGUCUGCUUCAAUGUCUGAGAAGCUCAGCAACCUUGUCCUGCGAGAGUGCAAGGCUGAGUUGUUCACAGACUGUGACCUGGUUUUCUCCGGGUUGAACAGUGAUAUCGCCGGCGAGACUGAGAUGGCAUUUAUCAAGGCCGAGAUCCCGGUCUUCUCUAACGCGAAGAAUUACCGCAAGGACCCAAUCGUGCCCUUGGUGGUUCCCACCGUCAACCCGUCGCACAUGGACCUGAUCCCCCACCAGCGCAAGCACUUUGGCCUGAAGAAGGGCUUCCUGGUUUGCAACUCCAACUGUGCCGUCAUUGGUGUUGUUAUUCCCUUUGCUGCCCUCCAGGCCAAGUUCGGUCCCGUCGAUGAGGUCGAGGUGUUCACUGAGCAGGCCAUCUCGGGUGCCGGGUACCCCGGAGUACCCAGUAUGGACAUCGUCGACAACGUCAUUCCUUUCAUCAGUGGUGAGGAGGACAAACUGGAAAACGAGGCUCAGAAGAUCCUCGGGUCUCUGAACGCCGACGCUACUGCAUUCAACGAGCAGGCUGGCCUGCGCAUUGGUGCUACCUGCACCCGAGUCGGUGUCACCGAUGGCCACAUGGCUUUCGUCUCGCUACGCUUCAAGAACCGCCCCGCCCCUAAGGCCGAGGAGGUGGUUCAGGCGCUGCGUGAGUACCAGUCCGAGGCCCAGAAGCUCGGCGCUCCCUCUGCUCCGGAUAUGGCCAUCAAGGUCUUCGACGAGCCCGACCGACCCCAGCCGCGCCUGGACCGCGACAUCUCUCAUGGCUACACUGUUAGUGUGGGCCGUGUCCGUGAUGGCGCUGAGGGUGGCUACUUUGAUAUUCGUUUCGCGGCUCUGUCGCAUAACACCGUGCUUGGCGCUGCCGGCUCGUCUAUUCUCAACGCCGAAGUGGCAGUUAUCAAGGGUUACAUCUAA